AUGAAUGGUCUUAUCGCUUUCGGAUCGGCAGAGAUUGAUGGCGAUCAAGGCGGGAGUCCGGUUGCGAUGGUUCUGGGCGCCUUAAUCACCCUAAAAGGCACAGGUUUUGACGGAACAUUCAUUCGGUUUGAGAAAAUGUAUGCUCUUGUCUGUAUUGUUUCCAGUCUUUGUAAGUGCUGAAUAAACACGGCCUUUAUUUGGAUUUAGAUUUAAUUACGGCGCGCCCUCUUGACGUCCAGAUUAAUCAAAAUGGAGAUGGUAAUUUUAUGGUAGGCCCUGGAGAUCGUGCCCAGUUUACUCUUCUCGAGGACUACCGCCCACUGACACAAGCCUUCAACCGAGUUGAUCGUGAGUUCGUAACUCUCAAAAAGUUCAAAUAAAAGUAGUUUAACUCAAGUAAAAUAUAUCAAUGUUUUACACUUUUGAAACAAUUACAAUUUCCAGGCGCCAAAAUUCGUGCUUCAAAACAAUUUCAACCAAAAGCACAAAAAAUCGAAGUAAUGGUCGAAUUCCCAACUGAAACACAAGAUUUGACGCCAGUAGAAGCACCAGCUGCGGUUACGGAAUCUCUUCCAGAAGUUGGAGUUUGGAAGGAAUGGAGUCGUUGGACUCCCUGCUCGAAGGGACAGCGGAUCAGAGUCAGACAAUGCACGGGAAAAACGUGCGAGGUAAUUAACAAAUCCUUUUUUUACAAUAGUUCUUCAGGGUCUCAACAAGCAAAGUCAGACCUGUUUUUCCACCCAGCAAGCCACACCAGUCGCGAAUGAUCCUAUGGUGAUAGAGAAGGAAAUCCAGGGAUGA
Molecule: messenger RNA, 801 nt
Organism: Bursaphelenchus xylophilus (pine wood nematode)
Lineage: Eukaryota; Metazoa; Nematoda; Chromadorea; Rhabditida; Aphelenchoididae
Source: the annotation of a GenBank genome assembly